Messenger RNA from Erythranthe guttata (spotted monkey flower), 1878 nucleotides. RefSeq lists its product as uncharacterized. The record is from RefSeq and is a predicted model, not a curated record. Lineage: Eukaryota; Viridiplantae; Streptophyta; Magnoliopsida; Lamiales; Phrymaceae.
AACAUAAAAGCGUUAGAAAAGAAAAAGAAAGCGUCAAGAUCACUUUUUUCCCCUUUUCAACUACUGCAGAGUGCAGAAUUCAACUACUGCUCGUCGUCUUUUUAAUAUGUUCAUACCAAUUAAUUGGUUAUUAAGAAAAAAACUUCAGCACACAGUCUACAAUGGGAUCGCACGAAACUUACAUUUGAUCCUCUGAUUAAGCAAUGUCCCAACCUGCCGAGGUAUCCUACAGCUGUGGUUCUUGCGGAUAUGCUCUAAAUUUGACGUCAUCGAAUCGUGCAACUUCAAGCAUCGGAUCCAAGUACAGCAAAUCCAUCAACAAGGGCUCUAUCUCCUUUCUCUCUAUUGACCCGAGCCGAUUUACUCAAGUUGACGAAGUCAACUGCCUCCCUAUAACUUGGGGUCGAUAUCGUUCGAAAUCCAAACUCCUCUGCCGCAGCUGUGGGGUUCUCAUUGGUUACGGUUAUGGAGACUCGACCGCUCUCUGUGGCCUCGAAUCGCCAACCUCGUCCGCCUCAUCUUACAAGAAAAUCACCGUGAAAAUUCGAGCUCUCCAACCUUCCGGAAGCAUCUAACGUAUAAUGGACGACCCGCCUACGUCUGUACUCCAACUUCCAGAUGAUUGCUUACACAUUAUUUUUCAAAGGCUCGACUCUAGUUCGGACCGUGACUCGUUCGGAUUGGCUUGCCAUCGGUGGCUUCGUAUUCAAAACUCGAGCCGUAGAUCAUUACAGUUGCUCGUCGGGCCUUCAAUGAACAUCGAUUCAUGCCAUCUGCACAGAUUGCUCGACCGUUUUUCGCAGCUGCAGUCAUUGUCUCUAGCUGGAUGCACCGAGCUUUUAGAUUCCGGUUUGUCCGCACUGCUCGAUAAUGGAUCGAAGCUGCAAAUAUUGCAUCUUGAUUGUUGUUAUGGUAUUACGGAUCACGGGCUCUCUUUCGUUGCUAGUGGUUGCCCUAAUCUGGCCAUAAUUAGUCUCCACCGAUGCAAUAUUACCGAUGUCGGGUUAGAAACCUUAUCUAAGUCUUGCCUAGUCCUAAAAGAUGUUAAUCUCUCGUAUUGCUCGCUUAUAUCCGAUCAUGGUGUGGGGGCUAUUUCGAAAAACUGUCGUCAGCUUCGAGCGGUCGACAUAUCUCACUGCAGAAGUGUAAACGGCGUUGGCUUUAAAGGGUGCUCGCAGACACUGACGUAUCUAGAAGCCGCGUCUUGUGAUUUCGAGCCAGAAGGAAUGAUGGCCAUUUUUAGUGGGGGUGGACUCGAGUACUUGAACAUCUCUAGCAUUAAUUGGUGGAUCAACGGACACGGUUUGUCAUUAAUUAGUGCUCGAUUUAUUUCGAAACUGAGAGUACUCAAUUUUCGGCUGUACAGAACUAUUGGCGAUGAUGCGAUUCUGACGAUUUCGAAGGGGUGCCCUUUGCUGCAAGAAUGGAGCUUAGCUUUGUGCCAUGGGAUCGGUAUUGCAGGGUGGGAGUCUAUCGGUUCGAACUGUUUUAACUUGGAAAGGCUUAAUGUGAACGGGUGCAGGUAUCUCUGUGAUGAGGGCUUGCGCGCUUUAAGAGACGGAUGCAAACGGCUCAGGUAUCUGUAUUUGGGUCGGUGCAGACGAAUAAGCUCGACGGCUAUCGAGAUGUUUAAAUGUUUGAGGAGUGAUGUCGAAAUCGGAGACGAAGAAGCGAUGUGCAUUGCGCCUGAUUGGGCCUUCCGGUUAUAGGAGGUAGGGAAUAAACUUGAGUUGAAGGAAAUGUUAACCAUUGAGUGUCAAUUUCUUUUAGUAAAUGUAACUAUAUAAAAGAUGUAUAUUUAUGAUAAUACAUUGCUUCCUAGUGAAACAGUAAAUUUAUGUACUCAACAUAGUAAAGAACAUAUAAUAUUGACCAAAA